CUCUCCCCGUCGCCGGGGCGCAGCUGCGUCUGGGCGGACGCUGGGCCCGCGCCCUGGUCCUCGCGCCUCCCGCCCGCGCCGCCCGCUGAGCCCCCGGUGUCGCCGCGCCGUCCCGCCCGGAGGGGCCCGGCCCUGGAGGAGCAUCUUGUGACUGUUUUUACUUAACUGGUCACGGAAACCUCGACAAGCAUGGAGAUCAGGUUGGAAGUUUUGACGUCAACCACCAUCAAGCAGAAGAGGCCCUGGCCCCGCGUCUCCUGGUUGGGCCAGGAAAACGAAGCCGUUUUUCUUUUGGAUGAUAAACUCAUACAUGAAAUUAAUUUGCUGUCGGGAAGGACAAAGAAGAAAAUCCCUCGCCUGCAGCCUUUCUUGAAGCAUCUUGUGGUCCUCACGACGUCCAGUAAUGAUGCCUGGCUGGCUGGGGUCCUUUCUACCGGGGAGCUUUUCCUUUGGAACAAAGAUCAAGAUUGUUUGAAAACCAUCCAGGCAGCUGAGAAGCCGAAGGAAGUGAUUAAGGCUGCAGUAGCAAGUUCGUUGAGACUCUAUUUGUAUGUAUCUGGAGAUGGAAAACGAGUUCUGAUUGUAACUCCCUCUGGAUGCAUAUUUCUUUGGGAAUAUUUGGAAUUCAGGAAUGUCCUGUCUUCUAAAAGCCCUUCAUUGAGGGGCCAGUGGUCCCAGAUCACACCUGAAGAAGCAGUGCGUUUGCCUUCCGCUGAAGAUAAAGAAGCCGUGGUGCAUGCUGUUUUCAUAAAAAAUGAGUUACUGGGCGACUGCUGCUUGUGCGCAUUCACGUUUUACUCUGGGGAGUGUCUGAGGUUGACAUGUCUAGCAAUUCGGUGGCAUGAGGAUGUGUUUCCACCUGUGAGAUCCUUGCCAUACCGUGUUCAUUGGGCACAGCAAGAUUGCCUUCUGGGCAGUCUGAUUCCUACGUGUGAACCAGUCAAGUCAAGGGGAGCUCUAAUUUCUGCCUUUUCAAGAGAUGGCCUUACCCUGGCAGUAACUCUGAAUCAGAAAGACCCGAAGGCAACUCAGGUAUUAUUUGUAAACACACUGAACUUUGUUACUCUCUGUGGAAGCCUUAAAGGCUGUAGCAAUAAGAACCCCAUGGUUCCUGCUACCCUGGUCAGGUCCUACUGGGUAGGCGACAUCAGCUGGACCCAUGACAGUCUUUUCCUGGCCUGUAUGUUGAAACGUGGCUCCCUGGUUUUACUGACGUGCCAAGGGGAAUUGCUAACACUGAUCACGCGUGGCUGCUCGGUAGAAUUUGGGCCGGCUGAGUUUAUUCCUCUCCACCCGCUCAUUACAUACAGACCACCACAGUGCACCUUUCAAGGUUCAACUCAUUCUGUAGACUCGUCGGCGUCGGCCAGCGACCCGAUGCGACAGAGGUUUUCCGUGAAAACCCACUCCCGGUUGCCCUACCUCGUCGCUUCUGACGGCUACAUGGUCACGACCCUCCGGUUCCUCGAUAGCCUGUCUCCCUCGGUGCUGCUGCGGGCCCUUCUGCUGGACGCGACGCAGCGGCUUGAGAAGGCGUACCGCGGCGUGGCGCUGUCCGAGCCACAAGGCAAAGGGCUGAACUUGCGAUCCCUGGGGUCCCUGAGGUCGAGCCUGUUAAAACGCCAAGGAAGCGAGCGGCCAGCGGCUUCUCCCGCCCCCGGAUUCUUACAGGAAGAAGAAACGAUGAAGUCGCAUGAAAAGACAGAUUGGCAGGAUUUUGAAGCAGAGGAAACUAACGAAAGCACAUACUUCCCAAACAACUUGCUCUCCUUUUGGAACAAAGAAAAUGACCCGUCGUUUAGUGGUGCCAAGGAGGGGAGAUUGGAGUUUGCGUCUAUGUUCGACACAAUACACGCAAAGGACCCUGCGGAGGAGGCCGACGGAACCAUCGCAGAACUGCACUCGGUCCAGAAAAACCUCCUCGCGGCCUGGACCAUCGGAGUUUCAAAACACGUGACGGAGAAAAACGUGAUGCUAAACUACACAGUAGUUUGCAUGACUUAUUUUUUCUACGUUCUUCAGUUUAUCAAAUGUCCUUUCCCAGCACUCGAUCUUUCCUUAAGCAAGAGACCGAGGCGUAACGCGUGGGUGCUUUGUGUCUUUCAACUCCUCCAUCAGUGCUUGUCGGCCCAGCGCUGGGACCCGCGGGGCAGGCCGGCCGUGCGGGCCCUGGUGGCGCUGGCCUCCAGCGCGCUGCAGCUGCUGCUGGCCCGGCCGCCGCGGGGCCCGGCCUUCUCCCAGAGGCUGGCCGCCGGUUUUCACUUACUCAGGAUGGUGGCUGACCACUUAAAUGGCCGAGACCGUCUCCAGCCGGAAGUCUUGGCGACAGCUGAUGGGAGGAGAACAGCCAGUCAGGACUCCCUGGUGGUUCCCGUUUUUCAAACAUUUCAAGAUAGUGCUUCCCGGGACGACUGGCCUUGGAACGCGUCUUUCAAGAUGCGUCCUCCAGUAGUAAACCUCGUUCAGCAGCCAGGACGCAGAUUGGUGUUUCUGUGGAGAGUCCUGUAUCAAAAGACUUUAUGGUAUCAGAGCCAUUUAAGUCGAAGAGUUCCUGAAGCUGACAGACCGUUACCUGCAAAGGUGGCCCAGGAAGCAGCUGCUGUCCGGUCCCUGUUAUGUCACAUCCAGGCGAACCUACAGACAGCCGGAGCCUGCCUGGGCCAAACCUUAGAGCUCAAACCUAUCAGCGGUGAAGAGUGCUUCCUGUUAGGAUCCUAUGAAAAGGCUGUUGAGCUGUGGAGGAAAGCUCUGCAAGAAACCCAAGAGAAGGGAGGAAGAAGGACCUGCUUUCUUCAGAUGCGCUAUUACCUGUCCCUUUUGUACUGCCACCUGUAUAGCUAUAAUCUAAACGAUGCCCAAGGUUUGUGCGAUCAGCUAGUGAGAGAACUGCUGAGACGGUCCCACCUACCUGUGAGGGAAAAUGAAGAUGGUUCGGCUCCCGCGUGGGGACUGCCCGGGCCUGCCCACCCCGAGGCCGCAGUGAGGGUCGUCCAGUCCAUGGCCCGGUUCAUGGCCGCCUAUUUCACCAACCAGCGGCUCUGCAUUCUGCCCCCUCACCACGUGAACGUCCUGCCUCCCCUUCACAUUAAAACAGAGCCGGCCCCGCGGUGCGUCCCCCUGCAGCACGCCGCCGUGGCCAGUGCCGUCAGAGAGCAGAGCCUCUCCCGCGUGUGGACCGUGGACUACGCCCUGGAGUUGCUGCUGAUCGGCGGCCUGGUCCCGGAAGCCGUGUGGCUGGCACAGGAGCUCGGGGACUGGAAGACGGCUGUGUCCAUCGGCGUGGCCUCCCAGCUGAGCCGCCGGGGCCUCGGCCCCACCAGGCUCAAGAAAAAGGGCCAGAAUCUGCCGUUCAACAUGACUCCAGCACGGAUUUUCCAGGAGAAACUCCAGUGUCUGUUAGGUCAGCCGGCCUCUUCGGGAGCAAAAAGAGAAAUGGGCUCAAAAUACAAACAGUUUACAGAUCCCAUUGAAGAGGAGGACGCACACCUGCUGCUGGGCUCCGUGCGGGGAGUGCUGAAGGCCGCGGCCAUGGCCGAGGCGGACGUGCUCUCGGAGACGUGGCGGCUUCUGAUCGGCUCCGCCAAGGACUUCAGCCGGAGGCUCUGGGGCCUGGUGCCCGGCGGCCUGUACCUCCCCGCUCCUCCGCUCUACUGUCCUCAGCCAGCGCUUCUCAGCGAAGAGGACGGUGACGAUCUUCUGUUACGAGCUGAGAAGGAGAACCGCCAGAAGGUGUCCGGGAUCCUGCAGCGCCUGCUCCUGCUCCUCCGGGCGGCGCGCUGCUCCUUCCCGGCCGCGCAGUGGUACAUCCUGCAGCUGAGGUGGGCCAGGAAGGUCAUGCAGAAGAUUCGAAUGAAAGGGUCCCUCCCGUCCCUGAGUCCCUUCCCUCCGUCAUUGCUUCACUACUGUGUGGGUGGCGUAGCCUUCUUCCGACCUGGAGCAACGGGAGACAACAAGCUGGAUGAGGUUUCCAUUAAAGCAAUAGGGUGCUUCCGAGAGCUGUGUGCGUUGUGCUGGAUGCUGCAUGUCCGCGAUAAGUUAUCCUCUAGUUGCAGGCAGUAUCAGAAAGCAAGAGAAAACGUGGAGGGAAAGAAGGACCUGGCCGUGGAGUUUGACUCUUGCGCGGUUGAGCACUGUCUCUGUGCGGUGGAGUGGGCUUGCAGAAUGCUGCCCUUCUCUCGGUUUUCUAACAUCGAAGAACUGAUUCAGGACCUCAUUUUGAGCCUUAUUGGAGAACUGCCACCGAUCAGGAAGGUAGCAGACGUGUUUGUGAAAGCAUUUCCCAAUCCUGAGGACAUAAGGGUUCCUUUAAGAGAAAAGUAUCACUCCCUCCGGCAGAGACUCGGCCGCUGCGUCGUGAAAGGCCCCCACACCGAGGAAGCGAUGUCUGUUGUCAUGCGUUCCAUCCACAAAGUGAGGGUGAAGGCCCUCAAACGCGUGCAGAGAAACAUAGGUCCCUUCGAGAGGCACGUCUGGGAGCCCGUGGAGGAUGACAAGCCCGCUGAGGGUCCCGGGUUCGAGGGGUGCUCCCUGGGGACGAGCCUGAGCAGGAGCACACUCACAGACCUGGGCACGCCCCCGGGCCACAGCGAGGCCGACUCGCUCUCGGAGGCUCGGUCGGCCGGAGGAAGGAGUGGGACGCAUUUCUAUCGCAGAAAGGCUCCACGUCACGUGGAAUCCACGCUGACUGCUGAGCCCAGUGCUGACCAGAGCGUGGGUGAUCCGAAAGGAAGCCCUGCGAGAAGAGGCCAGGAGCCGGUGUCGCAGAACGCACCUCCUGUGAUAGGCGUCUGGGAGUUUGAACGCGAUGACGACGAGUACGUGAAGUUCCUGGACCUCUUCCUGAGUUACGUCCUGGAGCGAGACCUGCGUGGCAGCGAGGACCCCGGCAUCCCGUUGCUGACGAGCUUCUCGGGGCACUUUAGAGAACAGGAACUCAACCCUCUGCUCUCGGGCCUGCACGCAGCAUUGCAGCGCCCGGGCCAAGCCAGGGGCCAGGGCGUGUUCCGCGCGGGCUCCUGCUUCGAGGUCGCUCCGCAGCCUGAGGACCCGGAAGGCCCGGCGCCUCCAGCCCCAGGACUGGCCGCAGGGACCAGGCCUCCUCCAGAGAACCUCCUCGGUGAUUUUAAUGGAAGUGGGGGCAGGAGCGGCUUGUUCGGCCUAAAGCAGAGGGCCCUCUACAGGACACAGGGGGACGGGGCAGAGAAGCCUUGCGUCCUGAAGGUGUCCAGCCGGAGUCCGUGGGCUCCCGAGGGCAGUCACGGAGGAAGGCGUGUGUUCAGAGCGAUCGAGGGCAGUGACGCGGGCCCCCUGGCCGAGCUCCCUCCUGCGCUGGGUGCAGCGGGCGGCACGGGGCUGCAGGGGCUGCUGGAGUGGAUGCUGCGGUGGGCCGCCCGCAGGCUGCCCUGCGACCCCAGCCUCCCGGCGCCGGCCCAGGCCCGGCCCGUCCUCCGGGUGAGAACCUCUGCGGCUGCCAUUCUGACAUCACUGUGGCUCUCGGAACAGCCCUACGCUGCUGCGUACGAGGCCAGGAGUGCCGUUAUGGAGGAGCAAGAGCGUCCUUGCCCUGGGUCUCCGAUGGGGCCCCCCAGUGAGGGUGCCUGCGGGAUGCGCGCCGGCUGCUCGGUGGCAGGGUCCGGGCCAGCGGGGCCUGAAGGAGGGGAUGGCCACAGUGAACCUCGCCGGAGCGCCUUGAAAAUGCCAACUGAAGCCAGAACCCCUGAAAUAAAGGAAACCAGUGAGGAGGGUAUUUCUGUCACUGAUGACACCGAUAAACAAGUUGUAGACAUCGUCGAUGAGGAUCUUUUAAGAGGAGACACAUUUACACAGGAACUGGAGACGCUCCCACCAGACCAUGAAGAAGACGCCAAAGGACCUGUGGGAAGCCCCGAGGGUCCCCACGCCGCUCACACGCAGACGUCACCGCGGCUGUUAGAACAUUCCACAGGAGUGGCUCCGUGUCCACGGGGGGAACCAGUGGAGAAAUAUGUGGAGGAAAAGCCAGCAGCACAGAAUGGUGCACAGACCCCUGCAUGUAAAGAGAAAUCGUCUCCAGACCCACCCGUGGUGCCCAAUGGAGUCAGCGUUGCUUCACAAACCCUGGUGCCCACCCCCCCGCCGGCCCCGCGCGGCGAGCCCCGGGCGCGGCUGCCACGAUCUCCCGGUUCUGUUAGGCAGAUGCUCCAGGACGAGGUGUUCAAGUUAGUCCAGAAUGNUCCACACGGGCGUAUUCCUUGUCAAUUAGAAGGCCAGCCUCGGAACAGCGGACUGUCCGCAGCCCCUGAAAGCUUGCCGCCGGCUUCGUGUCCCCCGGGCCCUGCGGGGAACGCUCCCCUCCACCUCGUGUCCCCGCCUUCUGCCCUCCCGAAGGCACCGACGCUUCCCGCUGCCACGGCGCUCAGACCGGGCGAUGCUUUUCCUCUGCUCCAGCUACAGCCUGAGCAGGGGCUGAAGCCCUUUGCCUUCCCGGCAGAAAGGGCUCUGUGGGUUCCCCCCAGAUGUCUGCCGCCGCCCAGAGAGGCCUGGGGGCCCCCCAGUUCCCGCCAGCCCCCUGCGCCCCCGAGAGCGAUGCACACGUCAGAGCCCCCUGGGACCUGGAGCCAGCGGAAUACGGACGCCCAGCAGCCAGCCGUGGAGCAGAAGACAGGGGCGGGGGCUGGCAGGACAGACAUCCCGAAGCACUUGAACUUGGACCAGUACGUUGGACAGGAAAGCGUGACACCUCAGCAGGACUCUUCGGCAGCUACAAAGCCAGGAGGAGUGUUUGACGUUAAGCUGGGGCCCCUCGAGUCCUCUCCUCGUUACGCCUUCGGAUUCCCGUUACUGCACCUGCAGCCCAAACCUGCUUUUACGUUUUUCUCCGUCUCAAGAGCUCCGGUGGCGGUUCCCUCCGCACCUGUCAGAGCCGCCGCGGGAGCGAGGACGCACCCAGGGUUUUCCUUCCUCCGCGCCUGCCCGUCGCAGGAAAACGCGUACAGAACCCCUCAGCUUACUCUGAUUGGAAACCUCAUUGCGUCUAAGCAAAGCCAACAGAGACCACACCCCGAUUUCCUGGAACAAGGCGAUCCUGGGCACCUGCAGCUUGGAAAGGACAAAGGGGAUGCUCCUGAAGUGAGGCCAGGGAGGGGCGGCAAGAAAAGGCAAAGACGACGCGCUGAGAAAGAGCUGCAAGAAAACAGCUCCGAGCAGCAAAGGAGAAAACCGAGUGUGACCGUGCACCCAGGCGCUGUCGUCCUUCCUGACCAUGACUCAGGGGCAGCUGGGAGAGCCGAGGAGCAGCGAGAGCAUCGUGGUUCCCAGACGCUGGAUGCCUUCGAAAUCCCUCUGGAAACGCUACACGAUGACGUCACUACCUCCGCUGGGCUGCAUUUCUGCCUCUGUCAGAAAAGAAAGCUUGUGGACUGUCAGGAUGCAAGUACAAACACAGACCCAGAUAAAGAAGCUGCUUCUCAAGUGGUUUCUGAAUGUCAGAAAAAUCAGCAAGCCAUCUCCUCCACAUCAGAAUGUGAACCUUUGACUGUCCCUCAGCCGUUGGCCCCAGAUGUGUUUCUGAAUCUCAAGCUUCCCUCCGAAAGGGCAGAGAAGCCUUUGUCACCUUUGGCACCGGACAUGGUUGGACACACUUACCUAAAUGUGAUUGACAUUGAAGCUGGCGACCUGCAGGAAGUGCCUGUCAGAGAGCCUUCCGAUGAGGACAUCCUCCCGCGGCCGGCGGAAGGCCCGUCCUCUGCGGCGUUACAUCACAUGGCCGCGUCCGUGACCAGCGCUGCUCCCCUGCGCAGGGUGAAGAGUCAAGGACCUGCCAGUUCUGCGGUGGACUUCCCUCUCACACCUGCAGAGGUGUCGCCAUCCUGUGUGGAGGGGGGGAGCUGGAGAGCAGGCGCUGCCCAAGCAGAGGAGCCGGGGGUCCCCUCCCCUCCAUCAUCAGUCAGAGAGGACAGAGACGUGCCGAAGCCAGCUUUCCAAUUCAAAGCAGAGAGCUCGCAGCUGGAUGCUGCAGAAGGGGGCGGGCUGCGGGAUUACCUGCUGCAGGAGCUGCUGCAGGGCGCCUCCGCUCCUGGCUCCGCGCCCAGCCCGCACCCCCAUCUCCGGCUGCAGCGCCUCAGCUCUCAGCUCCGGAAAAUUGACGCGCAGCUGCUGGCCAUACAGAGCAUCGCUGACCGCAUCGAGCAGGACUUCCCCAAACACGAGCACCGGAUGGUGGGCCCGGUGGUGGACCGGCACCGCAAGGAGGUUGACUCUGUGGAUGACAUUGAAUUGUCAUCUGGCCCUGAAUCUGAAAAAACACUGGCUUCAAAACCCAUUGCCAUUUCCAAAGAAGACUCUGGAUCAGUGCAUUUCCUGACUCAUAUGAAUAAGGAAGAUCAAAGUGACAAAGAACAGACUUUUGAAGAUGAAUUUUCAGUAACAGAAACUCAUUCUCGUCCGAAAACGUGUGUGUUUCCUUCUGCCGAUUCAGCUCUCAGCCUCUCCAGUGACCAGAAUACGAGUUUUCCCGGUGUGAAUAACCAUGAUGAGUUAUUUGAGAGCGUUUCAGCAGAUCCACUCCAGAUGACUGGGCUGACUGACAUUGCAGACAUUAUUGAUGACCUUAUCACCAAAGAUGGAGUUUCCAGUAAAGAGCUGGGCUUAACAGAACAACAAGCCAGGAGCAUCUCUAGGAUUCAGCAAUCUUCUGGUAGCCGACCUGGAAGAACUGCCAAGGAGAGAAGAGAGAUUCAAGUCUGGAUGAGAAGAAAGCGGAGAGAGAGGAUGGCGGAGUACUUACACGAGCUGGCGGAGAGGAGGGGGCAGGAGCACGACCCCUUCUGCCCCAGGAGCAACGCGUUUUAUAUGACUUCAAGGGAAAUCAGGCUGAGUCAAAAGAUGAAGCAUGAAAAAGACAGAUUGCUACUCUGUGACCACUACAGCCGUCGAAUUUCACAAGCGUACAGUCUGAUGAAUGAACUGCUGUCUGAGUCGGUACAGGUACCAGCACAGAAGCCAUUGCCCAGCAAGCCCAGGACUGUUCACACUUGCAGGCUGCAAAGCUCCCUUUCUCCAAGAAGAGAGACCCGAUAUGGUCACAACUUUCCAGUAAAUCGACCUGGAAAAGUCAGAAAUAUACCCAAACCAAGUUAUAUCCCAAAAGGGAAAUCUUUUGGGCAACCUCAGGGCUCACCUUGGCCACAUGGAACUAUCACUUUUACCCAGAAAAAAGCUGGUGGAGCCAGAGGGGCGCGGAGAAAGGCUGUGCACUCUCCAGUCACCUUCCGAAAAGGUUCUACUGCUCCCUGUCUACAGCAUUCAAAACAGCACGGGAGUGCUGGGCUUGGCCCUCACACCGAGCAGGUGUGUGCAGAGGACGAGAGAGAGGAGACUGUGGUGAGUCCCUGGCUGGUGCCCUCAGACAUCCGCAGGAUUCUUCAUGGAAGUCACAGUUCCCUUCCACAGGACUUGUCACCAACUGAAGAAGAGCCAGCGUCCCCUACUGGAGAGGGUGGCAUGGACAGUGUGUCUGAGAGCACUGGCAGCAUCCUCAGCAAGCUCGACUGGAAUGCCAUCGAAGACAUGGUUGCCAACGUGGAAGACAAGAGCCUGUCUGUCCACUGGGCCCUGGAUCUGUAAGGCCUACACGCAUUCUGUUCCCAGGGCCAGCAGCGCAGUGGUGUGGGCUGGAGGGAGGGAAGCAAUGCAGAAAGUGACGUGAAUUAACUACCUGCAGCCAGAUCUUACCUGGACAAGCCAUUUCAAGGAGGAAAAUAAACAUUUCUCAAUAAUUUUGCCUUCAUGGAAAAGGGUUCUUUAAUUAUAGAUGUAUUAUAUGUUUUUGCAUUUGACUUAUGUAAUUUUAUAAAUGAUAAAAUAAAAUUCACCUUUCAAGCCGA
Molecule: messenger RNA, 9863 nt
Organism: Myotis lucifugus (little brown bat)
Lineage: Eukaryota; Metazoa; Chordata; Mammalia; Chiroptera; Vespertilionidae
Gene: CPLANE1
Product: chromosome unknown C5orf42 homolog
Exons: 53
Coding region: 190-9603 (3137 amino acids)
Biological process (GO): cilium assembly
Cellular component (GO): ciliary transition zone
Molecular function (GO): protein binding
Source: RefSeq, a predicted model, not a curated record